UCGGUGUUUACAAUGGCGGCUGUCUGCUAAUUGAAAGAAAAAAUGUGUGUUUUAUAGCCGAGGAACACUCACCACUUAGCGAAGAAAGGCACAAGAUAUUUUUUCAGGAUGACCAACAGAACAUCUUACUUUUAUGACCCAGACGUGGGCAACUUUCAUUAUGGUGCUGGCCACCCCAUGAAGCCUCACCGUUUGUCUCUGACUCACAGUCUGGUGUUGCACUAUGGACUCUACAAGAAGAUGAUGGUGUUUAAGCCAUACAAAGCAUCUCAGCACGACAUGUGUCGGUUCCACUCUGAAGAUUACAUAGACUUCCUACAGAAGGUCAGCCCCAAUAACAUGCAGGGCUUCACCAAGAGCCUCAACACAUUCAAUGUCGGAGACGACUGUCCUGUGUUUCCAGGUCUGUUUGAGUUUUGCUCAAGGUACACAGGAGCCUCCUUACAGGGAGCCACACAGCUCAACCACAAGAUCUGUGACAUAGCCAUCAACUGGGCUGGAGGUUUGCAUCAUGCCAAGAAAUUUGAGGCAUCUGGGUUUUGUUACGUCAAUGACAUCGUCAUCAGUAUACUGGAGCUACUCAAAUACCACCCUAGGGUUCUGUACAUUGACAUAGACAUUCACCAUGGCGACGGCGUACAGGAGGCCUUUUACCUGACUGACCGCGUCAUGACUGUGUCCUUCCACAAAUAUGGGAACUACUUUUUCCCAGGAACAGGUGACAUGUACGAGGUGGGAGCAGAGAGCGGCCGGUACUACUGCCUCAAUGUUCCUCUCAGAGAUGGCAUCGAUGACCAGAGCUACAGGCAGCUGUUCCAGCCGGUUAUUAAACAGGUUGUUGAUUUCUACCAGCCGACCUGCAUCGUUCUACAGUGCGGUGCGGAUUCUCUGGGCUGUGACAGACUGGGCUGCUUCAACCUCAGUAUACGAGGACACGGUGAGUGUGUGGAGUUUGUGAAGAGUUUUAAGAUUCCUCUGUUGGUCCUGGGUGGAGGAGGAUACACAGUGAGGAACGUGGCUCGCUGCUGGACCUUUGAGACAUCUCUGUUAUUGGAUGAAUCCAUCAGUGAUGAGCUGCCUUAUAGCGAGUAUUUUGAGUACUUUGCUCCAGACUUCACGCUGCAUCCUGAUGUCAGCACCAGGAUAGAAAACCAGAACUCCAGACAGUACUUGGAGCAGAUCCGUCAGACGGUGUUCGAGAACUUAAAGAUGUUGAACCACGCGCCCAGCGUCCAGAUCCACGACGUGCCCUCUGACAUGCUGAGCUACGAACGCACUGACGAGCCAGACCCUGACGAGAGGGGGGGCGAGGAAAACUACACCAGGCCGGAGGCAGCCAACGAGUUCUACGACGGUGACCACGACAACGACAAAGAGAGCGACGUAGAAAUUUAACCCGUGAGGAUGAGCGGAGCUUUUUCCCUGCAGCAUUCUGUUCGCAUCAGGAUUUAUCAUCACUGCAGAUUUAACAGACACUCAGACUUUUGUGGAAGGACUGAAAAGACUCAAGCUCUGCUCUCUCACUCAGUAGGUUCUCUUUUUGUAACAGUCCUCAACCUGCCGUCCUUUACACUGGCAUCAUGGUUGUUUCAACUCAUCGGCACCAGAGCCUUGUAUAUAACGUCAGUGAACACACACACAACUAUUCCCGUUUCUGUUUGGGGCUGUCAAAUAUUAGAACGGUCAGGAUGAGCUCAAGUAACGUGUCCUUUAAUAAUGCGGGACACUGAAACACACAGUGUACCUUCUUUAUUUCACGAGCAGCGUCGACUAAACUCAACUCAAAACAAACGUAUUUCUGCAUGUGCACACCACAGACUGUAUAUAAAGAUGGAUGACACAUACCUCCACUAUGCUGAAGUGAAGCUAAAAUAUUCCGGAUAAGGCGGCUGCCAUCUUGUGACAUCUUUCGGAGGUGUGAGUCUGCGCAGUAGCGGUCUCCGCAGGGGUAGAGUUCCCGCAAAAACACCUGUCUGACCAAUUGCAAGCAGCACCAUUGAACACUAGCACACUUACUGGCUCACACAGCUGUCAAUCAUGGCAGGAAAUCCCCUUUUUGUAGAAUUAAAUAACUCAUUAAAAUCAAACUUAUCAUUAAAAGGAUCACUUGAACAAACAUCAGGGUGAUGAGAACUGAUUUCAGUGACAGAAAGCAUCUUGUUACUCCCACUGUUAAGGCCUCUAAAAACUAAAGACGGCUCAACAGAG
Messenger RNA from Plectropomus leopardus (leopard coralgrouper), 2208 nucleotides. RefSeq names its product histone deacetylase 3 (gene hdac3). The record is from RefSeq and is a predicted model, not a curated record. Gene Ontology annotation, molecular function: histone deacetylase activity. Lineage: Eukaryota; Metazoa; Chordata; Actinopteri; Perciformes; Serranidae. Gene Ontology annotation, biological process: epigenetic regulation of gene expression.